AUGACCAUCGGGAGGGCUGCAGGAGCCCUCAGUGUAGGCGCUCAGUGGAGCCGUCAGGUGUUUCCCCCUAAAUCCUCCUCGGACUCGGAGACAGAAGAGGAGCUGUCUGGAGAUGGACUGGUUUUGCCCAGGGCUGGCAAACUGGAUGACUUCCUCAGCCCAGAGGACUUGACACUUUCGGAUUCCGACUCAACUGGGAGCUUUUCCGAGACCCUGGAGGUACUAAAGCAGAAAGGCAGGUGGUGCCUGUUGGAAUCCCUUUUUCAGUCUGACCCAGACAGUGGUGAGAACUUCUCCGAAGAUGAGGAGGACCUGGAGAGUUUCUUCCAAGACAAAGGCAGGGGGAAGCCACAGGUCCAGGACCCACUGUCUCCGAGGUGCAGCUCCACGAGGCGCUGCAGCUCCCUGAGCAGCCUUCCCUCCGACGAUCCCAAGAGUCAGCCCCAGCCACCCCCAGGCUCCAGGCCCCCCUCGCAGCACAGAAGCAUCAGCUCCUGGGUGUCUUCCAUCACGGUCCCCCGGCCGUUCCGCAUGACACUGCGUGAGGCCCAGAAGAAGGCCCAGUGGCUGGCCUCCCCUGCCUCCUUUGAGCAGGAGAGGAAGCAGGCCCAGCGGCAGGGGCAGGAGGAGGCCGAGUGCCACCGGCAGUUCCGGGCGCAGCCGGUGCCCGCGCACGUCUACCUGCCCCUCUACCAGGAGAUCACGGAGCGCAACGAGGCCCGCAGGCAGGCAGGGAUCCAGAAGAGGAAGGAACUGCUCCUCUCCUCCUUGAAGCCCUUCAGCUUCCUAGCGAAGGAGGAGCAGAGGAAGGAAGCCGCUAAACAGAGGGAGCUGGCCGCCACAGCCAAGGCCAAGGUCCCCAAGCAGAAGGCCACCAGAAGGAUUCCCAAGUCUAUUCUGGAGCCAGCCCUCGGGGACAAACUCCAAGAAGCGGAACUCUUCAGGAAAAUUCGCAUCCAGAUGAGAGCCCUAGACAUGCUCCAGAAGGCCGCCUCCCCUAUCGCCCCCUCCGGCGGCCGGGCGAGCCCACAGCCGCGCGCAGCUACCCGAACCCAGAAGGAAAAGCUUGCGUUUCUGCACAUGGACUUUGGAUUCCAGCCUCGUGUGAAUCCUGCCGUCCCUGACUACGAAGGCCUUUACAAGGCCUUCCAGAGAAGAGCUGCCAAGAGAAGGGACACCAGAGAGGGGACUCGCAACAAGCCCUUCUUGCUGAGGACUGACAGCCUGCGUCGCACUCCGCGGUCCUGUGAUGCCACCACAUCUGGAGGGAGAAGGGACUCUCCACAGCCACCAGCCACACCCCUGCCAAGGAGCCAUUCUCUGAGUGGCCUUGCUUCCCUCUCUGCCAACACCCUCCCUGUGCACAUCACAGACGCCACCAGGAAGAGGGAAUCUGCGGUCAGAAGUUCACUUGAAAAAAAGGACAAAGCAGAUGGGAGUACUCAGUGGUUGGAGAUGCACAAAAAGAAGUGUCAAGCGAUGUCUAAAUCCGUGACCUUGCGCGCCAAAGCCAUGGAUCCCCAUCAAAGCCUGGAGGAAGUGUUCAAAGCAAAGCUGAAAGAGAAUCGGAACAAUGACCGUAAAAGAGCAAAAGAGUAUAAGAAAGAAUUGGAAGAAAUGAAGAAGAGAAUACAGACAAGGCCCUACCUCUUUGAACAAGUUAGCAAGGACCUUGCCAGAAAAGCUGCAGAACAACGGUAUCGAGACACCCUGAAGCAGGCUGGGCUCGAUGAAGACUUUGUGAGGAGCAAGGGUCAGGGCAGCCGGGAUGAACAGCAGCGGGGGCAGUCAGAAAGCAGUGAUUGUCCCAGCACCCAUGAAACUACAAAACUCAGCACCAGAAAUCCACAGCAGGAUUUAGAAGAAUCUCUACAAGAGCCUACAAGCCCCAAGAAAGAACUGGAAGAGCUGUCUUAUGAACUACUAGAUAAUUGCAAAUCACUUGCUUAAU
Molecule: messenger RNA, 1951 nt
Organism: Enhydra lutris kenyoni (northern sea otter)
Lineage: Eukaryota; Metazoa; Chordata; Mammalia; Carnivora; Mustelidae
Gene: FAM161B
Product: family with sequence similarity 161 member B
Exons: 9
Coding region: 1-1950 (649 amino acids)
Biological process (GO): cilium organization
Cellular component (GO): cilium
Source: RefSeq, a predicted model, not a curated record